Messenger RNA from Ogataea philodendri, 1146 nucleotides. RefSeq lists its product as uncharacterized. The record is from RefSeq and is a predicted model, not a curated record. Gene Ontology annotation, cellular component: Rad17 RFC-like complex; nucleus; Ctf18 RFC-like complex. NCBI's taxonomy places the organism in Eukaryota, Fungi, Ascomycota, Pichiomycetes, Pichiales, Pichiaceae. Gene Ontology annotation, molecular function: ATP hydrolysis activity; DNA clamp loader activity; DNA binding. The coding region runs from base 1 to 1146 and encodes 381 amino acids. Gene Ontology annotation, biological process: DNA-templated DNA replication; DNA repair. The transcript has a single exon.
AUGUCACUCUGGGCUGAUAAAUAUCGUCCAAAAGAUUUGGAUGACUUAGAUUUUCAUCAUGAAAAUACGAGAAGACUGAAGGCAAUGGCAAAAACAGGUGAAUUUCCCCAUAUUUUAAUCUAUGGACCUCCGGGAGCCGGCAAAAAAACGAGAGUGCUCGCAACUCUGAAGCAGCUUUAUGGAUCUGGUGUUGAAAAGUUGAAGGUGGACAUCAAGUCUUUUGCACUCCCCUCAGGUAGGAAACUUGAAUUCAAUGUUAUAUCUUCCCCAUUCCAUCUCGAGAUCACGCCAAGCGAUAUGGGAAACAAUGAUCGAAUUGUUAUUCAAGAUUUGCUCAAAGAGAUUGCACAAGUUGAGAGUAUUGAUUUCUCCAAAAUUGCGCAUGUUGCUGCCUAUGAUGAAGCUAAAGAUAAGCUAAUUCCAAAGAAGAGAUUUAAAGUGGUGGUCAUUAACGAAGCGGAGUUGCUGACAAGAGAUGCGCAAGCAGCUUUGAGAAGAACUAUGGAGAAAUACUCUGCCAAUAUUCGACUAAUAUUGAUUUGCAACUCUACGUCGAAUAUCAUUGAUCCUAUCAAAUCAAGAACCCUUCCAAUACGGAUUGCAGCACCUAAACCUGCUGAAUGCUCACAAGUUCUUGACUCCAUCCUCGCAAAAGAAAACCAUGCAAAGAAGGUAUUCCCGGAUUCACUCGAAGAUAGGAUUCCCAUAUUUGAAAAGAUCUGUAUUGCGUCUAACCGAAAUUUGAGAAUGUGCAUUAUGAUGAUGGAGGCGAUGUACAUGAACAACGAUACCAUUGAUGUUACUACUCCAGCAUUAAUUCCUGAUUGGAUUGAAGUCAUCAAGGGGAUAUCUGUUAGCAUUUGCAAAGAUCGAUCUGUUUCUCAGCUUCAACAAACAAGAUCGGCCCUUUACGAGUUAUUGUCACAUUCUAUACCUGCCAAGCUGAUUCUUAAAAGACUGACCUUGAGUAUAUGGUCGUCACUGAUUUUUUUAGAUUUACCGAGCAGGUCGUUGAUUCAGAGGCAAAUCGUUUCCGCAAGCUCCAUCUUCGAUGAAAGACUAUCUCUCGGAUCCAAAGACAUUUUUCAUUUGGAAGGUUUUGUCACUAGAGUCAUGGUGAUCAUAGAAAAAGAGUUGAUUUGCUAA